GUUGCUGUUCUCCCUUGUUAAAUAAUACUUGUGUGUUCACAUCGUUUCAACAGCAAACAGAUGGGAUUAGAAAGUCUAUUGGGAAUAAGAAGAUGGCUCCAAAGAAAAAGAAUUUUAAAAAAGGAACUCACGAAACUCUUCCAGAUAAAAAAAAUGUAAAACUGAACAUUGAGACGAGUAAGAGCUCUGAUACACAUGAAAAAUAUGUUGCACCCUCCAAAGAAGAAUUUCAAAAAAGUGGGAAAUUGCCACUGAACAGCAACUGGGAUAGAUAUGAAGAACCCAAACUCGAUCCACAUGCUGAUAAAAUGAGAGGAGAUGAUUUUGAUGUUAUGCUAAGUUAUUCCGGUGGCUCCAAUUCUCAUUUGCAAUUACAAGAUGAAAAAUAUUGGGACGAAGAGCUUAAAGAUGAUAAAGAUCAUUUAGCCUUAGAUUUUGACGCUUUGCAAGCUGCUUUAAAGUGCAUACCAUUUCAGGAGCUAGUUGGUUUACCGGACAAUAUUUUUGAUGAAAGUCAGCUAACUAAUCUUUAUGAUUGUGCCAAUAAGGGGGUGUUGGCUUACAAAAAUAGAAUUUACCCUGAAUUUAAAAAGGUGCAAAGCAAACUUCCAGAACUGGUGAAAAAUCUAAACAUUGUGGAAAAUGCUGAAGAAUCGGAUGUUGAAGUAGUCCCUAGACGAAAUUAUGGAAUUGAAGAUAGUACUGAAAAUUAUAUUGCAUCUCUGACAUCGAGUUUGUCUUUAAAGAGUUGGGGUAAAGAUAUUUCAAAUGACACUAGCGCACAAACAAUAGAAAAUCCUCCUAAGCAGUCAGAUGAUUUAGAUUUUCUUCUGUCUUUGAGUAUUCCUUCUACUAGUGUUACUUCUGCACCUAAUAGUGAAAAAGUAGUAGAAACACCUAAAACUACUAGUGUUGAUGAUUGGCUUAAUAGCAUACUUGAUGAUUAGUUUAUUUAUUUUGGGAAAGGUAUGAAUUUGUGGAAGAAAGAAAUGUACAAAUGUACU
This is a messenger RNA of Uloborus diversus, 1004 nucleotides long. RefSeq lists its product as uncharacterized. The coding region runs from base 93 to 947 and encodes 284 amino acids. The record is from RefSeq and is a predicted model, not a curated record. The transcript has 3 exons. Lineage: Eukaryota; Metazoa; Arthropoda; Arachnida; Araneae; Uloboridae. Gene Ontology annotation, biological process: negative regulation of G2/M transition of mitotic cell cycle.